ACUGCUUGAUGUUUGAGAUGCGCCAUGCAGUCUGACUAAUCUAUUUUCAACUCUUGCAACUGCAACUACGGACCGACGACGCAAGGCGACAUAAGUGCAAUUGAUAAUUAUUCAAAACGAAUUCUAGUGGACUGGCCUCUGUGUCGCUUGACAGCUUCUAGAAACUUUGGAGGGACAUUUUUCUAAAUUGGUGGUAACACAAGACCACGGAACGAUUUCACGGGUUUUUGAGUAUUCUUGACCACUGCAGGCUAAUCAAAAUAUACAUGUAAUUUAUUUUACUGCCACCCUCUCUUAAAAAAAACACGUGACAACUGCAAUCACUGCAUUCCUGCGAGUCCAGGUUUAGGAAUUGUCACACAUUUGCAAGUAUCGGCUACCUUGUUUCAGUCGAUCCUGGGACAAACGCGGUGUGGCUGGAUGUUGCAGGCGGUGGGUCAGUGAGCGCGAGGACCAAGUACCUCUACGAAGUCCCCAACUCCCGACCUAUCUUACCUGAUGCCGUGCAUGAUGAUUGUCCUUGGAAUACUUAUGAAUGUCCUCAGUCAUGGCAGCGUGCUGUCAGGCUCUAUAGACUGUCAGGAGGCUGAGCGAGGCUGUGUACAGGAUCAGGACUGUACGGCAGUGUACAGGGUGCUGGAGUACUGUGCUGCUGAGGAGGCCGUGUCUCCCCUGGGCCCAGACGCCCGGGGGGAGUGUCUGGAGGCCCAGAGCGCCCUGCAGCAGUACCGCCCCCUCCAGGCCUGCAAAUGCCAGCGUGGCUCCCGCCGGGAGGAGCUGUGCCUCAGGGUCUACUGGACCGUCAGAUUCGCUGUGUAUAAUGAGUACGAGGUGUCUCCGUAUGAAGAUCUGGAGGUGGAGUUUGUGAGGCACAUAGAGAUGUCACGCAUGGCCUCCAUCGUGGCAGCCUCCUCUUUUCCUCUGGAUGGGCAGAACCAGUGUCUGAAAGCAGCCCAGGACUGUGGUCUGUAUGAGAAGUGUGGUUCUCUGAGGUCGGAGUAUGUUGUAGCCUGCACCAAGCGGGCUCCGGGCUCCGACGGCAGCUGUAACAGACAGAAGUGCCACCGGGCACUGCGGCGCUUCCUGGAGCGGGUACCAGAGGAGUACAGCUUCGCCCUGCUAUUCUGUCCCUGCUCUGAUGCCCUCUGUGGGGAGCGCCGGCGGAAGACCAUCGUACCGUCGUGUUCCUAUGAGGAGAGAGACAGCAAACCCAACUGCCUCAGCCUGCAGGGCUACUGUGCCAGGGAUGAGCUGUGUAGAUCUCGUCUGGCUGAUUUCCAGCACAACUGCCAGCCCUCGUCACAUUCUCCCUCUGGCUGCAUGAGAGAGAGUGGAGCCGUCUGCCUUAAGGCCUACGCCGGGCUCAUAGGCACCAUCAUGACCCCCAACUAUGCCAACAAUCUCAGUAUGGACGUGUCCCAGUGGUGCACCUGUGAGGGAAGUGGGAACCAAUGGCAGGACUGUCUGCGCAUCAUGAACAUGUUCCACAGAAACGUCUGUCUGCGUAAUGCUAUCAGUUAUUUAGGUGGCUCUUCCCCUCGCCCUGUGGAGAGCACCACCCUGCCCCCUCGUCACCACGCAUCAGCCACCCCCUCUCCACACAUCUUUCAGGACAAGGACAAGAUCAAUGUCAACGUCAACAUUUUAUCAGAACGCAACAGUGUGGAGGACAGCGACGAAGAGGAGGUAGAGGAGGAAAGCCAGGAAUUCAAUGUUAUCCCACUGUAUUCUGAGAAGGAGAAGUCUAGUGUGGGCUCCGGGACCCAAGGAGGCCGUAGAGGAGCGGCAAGCCAGACAGCACCCAUGCUGCCCCUGCUGCUGCUGCCUGCUGCUAUGCUGGGCUGGUGGUGUCCGGUAUAACCAGCCCCCCUACUACCCCUCUUACGAUCAGCUACAGUAUCACAUUCACUGGGUCACCUCCACCAUGGCACUGAGACUGAUGAGGAGACUUAAGGCUGAGGGAAGAACAACCACAAUGAGGAAAUGGACAUUCACACCUUUCUAUUAUGGCACUCUGUCUUACAUUCAUUUCAUGCUUUCUGUUUUCCUUUGUUACUUUCCAUCAUUAUUUUUCUGCAAUCUCUCUCUCUCCUGCUCCGACUGCUCAUGGUCUUUAGUAGUCCUAGCUGCCCAUCUCUUAGCUCUUCUCUCUCACAUCAGUACACAUGGAGUUGAACAAGCUGUGCAGAUAAAUAAAUAAAUGGAUGAAUUAAUAAGGUCUGUCUGGAGGAAUCGAUGUGGCUGUCUGUCCAGUGCCUGCCUCAAGAUUGGGCAUCCAGCUCCACUCUCCCUCUUCAUGAGGAACCCACAUCGCCCAAGGCCAGUAACAACACCUAUCUCAAAGAAAACAUGACCAAUGAUUGGUGGAACCAUGAUAGUUCAUUCCUUUUGAUAUAUCUUCAUAUAUCUUCAUAUCUUCUCUCUCCUUUGUUAUCUUCCCUUAUUUCAUCAUGCUAUGUUCCCUUGGAUAGCAGGGUUGUUGGGUAAGCCACUUUGUCUAUGCUGUCUUUGCCAUAAGCCAAUAACUAAAGAAAAUAUAGAUUGAGGGAUGAUGUUGUUUUGUAGUUCUUCCUCCUAUCUCUAUGUUGCUCCCUUUGUUUGCUUCCUUCUUCAUCACUUCAGACUAGAUGCCACUGGUCCGUUGUUUCCCCUCUCUAGUUCAUACACCACUUAUUCUCCGCUUAGUUGAGGUCUGAAAAUUCCACCACAGGCACAAUGAGACAAAAUUCUAGUAAUGACAACGGUCGAGGAAAGCGGAAUAAGCAAUAAAACAUGAAAUCAGAUAGCUCAGCGGGCAGGUGCUGAGACCGUCUGGGUUUGGGCUCAGGGGAGAGAGGAACCAAUUUACUGCUGUCUGAGGUUCACAAAUGCUUUCUGUCCCUAGGUGUUGUUAUAGUUUUGGAGAGACAAUAUCACACUUAGCCAUGCUUUUCCUGACUGUGUUUGAUCAGGGAGAAAGUGGGGAGAUGGGGUACUAUAGAGACUCUGGCAACUCUGACCAUUGAGCAUCACAUUGAGCCUUCUCUCUCUCUCUCUCUCUCUCUCUCUCUCUCUCUCUCUCUCUCUCUCUCUCUCUCUCUGCCUGAUAAAUCUUUUGCUGAUGUCAAUGAUUUUUUUUCUUGCAUCACUAAUUUUCUUGUGAACAUGGAGAAUUAGCUCCCACCUGAGUGGAAGUAGGUAAAAUACUGUUGGUAAAGGGGGACCUACUUUACUGUGGAAUUGUGAACGUGACGUUUAUUUAUCGACAUCUUUCCCUUCUUGAGGGAGAUGUUAGAUAAGACUCAUGUUCUCACAGAUAAUACAUGAUGCUUAAAAGAGAUAAAUAUUUACUGGGCAUAUCAGUGCUACAGCAGCAUACCACCCUGCAUCCCACUGCUGGCUUGCCUCUGAAGCUAAGCACGGUUGGUCCUGGAUGGGAGACAAGAUACUGCUGGAAGAGGUGUUGAAGUACCAGUAGGGGGUGCUCUUCCCUCUAAGGAGACCCCAUGGCUGUGAAGGGGACACUGCCAUGCAUAUGGUGCUGAAUUUUUGACAAUUUUUAGGGCCUUUCUCUGACACUGCCUGGUAUACAUGUAGAGGUCCUGGAUGGCAGGAAGCUUGGCCACAGUGAUGUACUGGGCCGUAAGCACUACCCUCUGUGGUGCCUUGCAGACAGAGGCCAACGAGUUGCCAUACCAGGCAGUGAUGCAACCAGUCAGGAUGCUCUCGAUGGUGCAGCUGUAGAACCUUUUGAGGAUCUGAGGACCCAUGCCAAAUCUUUUCAGUCUCCUGAGGGGGAUUAGGUUUUGUAGUGCCCUCUUCACGACUGUCUUGGUGUGCGUGGACCAUCAUAGUUUGUUAGUGAUGUGGACACCAAGGAACUUGAAGCUCUCAACCUGCUUCACUACAGCCCCGUCAAUGAGAAGGGGGUGUGCUCGUUCCUCCUUUUCCUGUAGUCCACAAUCCUCUCCUUUGUCUUGAUCACGUUGAGGGAGAGGUUGUUGUCCUGGCACCACACAGCCAGGUCUCUGACCUCCUCCCUAUAGGCUGUCUCAUCAUUAUCUGUGAUCAGGCCUACCACUGUUGUGUCAUUAGCAAACUUAAUGAUGGUGUUGGAGUCGUGCCUGGCUGUCCAGUCAUGAGUGAACAGGGAGUACAGGAGGGGAGUGAGCACACAUCCCUGAGGGGCCCCCGUGUUGAGGACCAGCGUGGUGGACGUGUUGUUACCUACCCUUACCACCCGGGGUCGGCCCGUCAGGAAGUCCAGGAUCCAGUUGCAGAGGGAGAUGUUUAUUCCCAGGAUCCUAAGAUUAGUGAUGAGCUUUGAGGGCACUAUGGUGUUGAACGCUGAUCUGUAGUCAAUGAAUAGCAUUCUCACAUAGGUGUUCCUUUUGUCCAGGUGGGAAAGGGCAGUGUGGAGUGCAAUAGAGAUUGCAUCAUCUGUUGGGGCGGUAUGCAAAUUGGAGUGGGUCUAGGGUCACUGGGAAAAUGCUUCUGUGAGCCAUGACCACCCUUUCAAAGCACUUCAUGGCUACAGACGUGAGUGCUACAGGUCUGUAGUCAUUUAGGCAGGUUGCCUUAGUGUUCUUUGGCACAAGGACUAUGGUGGUCUGCUUGAAACAUGUUGGUAUUACAGACUCAGACAGGGAUAGGUUGAAAAUGUCAUUGAAGACACUUGCCAGUUAGUCAGCGCAUGCUCGGGAGUACACGUCCUGUUAAUCCAUCUGGCCCUGCGCCCUUGUGAAUGUUGACCUGUUUAAAGGUCUUACUCACAUCGGCUACGGAGAGCCACAUUACCUGGUAAAAUAAGGGUCAAUAAAUAAAUAAUUGCAUCAUCUGCCACCAGUGUCUAAGAAUGGAUGGGACCAGGGUGAGGGGAGUAGCUGUGACUUCAUUCUGAGUGUUAAUUAAGCAGGCAAGAUGGCAUAAGUGGAGCUCAACACCCUCUCCAAUCUGGACAGUGACGUUCAUGAUGACUGUUGUUGUUUUUUAAUAGGCAGUCAUUUCUCACUGCUUGGCAAUGGAUCAUUAUGCUAGUGAUCGUCAAAGUGAGUGACAGCACCAGAGAGGAUAUGAGAGCGGCAAGCCUUGAUUUACACACUGAAACAUCCUAAGUAAAUAUGAGCAUAAGCCAUACAAGCAAACAGCAAGAGUUAUCGAGCGUGCCAACUCUGAAUUUUUAAUGUUUGUACAGCUGUACACAUAUUUCCCUCCCCGGCCCAAAUGCUUUUAAUAAUAUCCAAAGAUGUCUGAUUUUGCGUUCUAUUAUCAUACCCAAUGCAGAGUUGAUACAGUUUUUUCGUACUAAAAUAAAUCCACGGAUAAAGGGAGAGGUAGGGAGGGAGGGAAUGAGAAAGUGAGAGUGGGGGAUUUGGGAGAAUGACCGACAUAGAUGCAGAGAGACUUAGAGAGAGAGAGAAAGACGGCGAUGGCUUCUAAGGCUCUCAGUAGCAUUAGUGUUGUCGUCAAGCCACUGAGAUGUAUUCUGGUGCCUGUGGCUACGAGGCGAAUGUCUGUUCCACUGCACUACCUCUGUGCUUUAAUGUGCCUUCACCUCAGUUUCUCCUCACAGACAGACAGCGCCACUCUCCCAUACAUACUGUACAUUCCCAUCUCUGUCUGUCCUCAGGUCCAUGUUACGAUCAACUGCUACCCCUCACAGACAGACAGCGCCACUCUCCCAUACAUACUGUACAUUCCCAUCACUGUCUGUCCUCAGGUCCAUGUUACGAUCAACUGCUACCCCUCACAGACAACAUGCCUCUACGUCUACUACUACUUCUGCCCAUCUUUUCCUUUCAUGUGGAAACAACAAACACUGCACCAUCAAAUACGUGCAAAGAUUGCCUUGGUUAUUGUUGCUAUGUAUACUUUAAACCAAAAAUGUACAUACAUUUGUGUGGUUUUGUUUUCUCUUGUUGUCGUUAUAAUCCUUGAGAUUGGACUGUGUCAUAUAGGGUUGUGUCUUCCCUGUUACAUCCCAUAUUGGAUCUUAUGUAAUUCCUCUUGUAACUGUUUAUAUGCACUGAUUACGGUGAAGCGUCAGUCAGUCUCUGUGUCUGUAACAGUGUAAUCCUGUUGUUCUGUUUGUGUUGCUGGCGUUGGCACAGGUCUAAAACAGGAACGACAGCACCUCCAUAGCUUGACCUUGAUGUCCAUGUUGAUGGUCAUUUUAAGUCGAGUAUAUGAUGAUCAUCAUGUUCCACAUUAGAAUCAAACUGCUCAUUUACUCAGCCAAUGCCACCAAGUCCAUCUCAGUCGUGUGAAAUAGGAUUAGCGGUCUGAAUCACACCACUCCUGAGAGUUGUUGCACUCUGUGGAAACGGUGUAAGACCACUUCUUGAACGUGAUCCUCAGUUGGCAGGCUGGUUAAUACAUUCAACUUGAGCAGUUGCCUGCCUCUCUGCCAGCCUUCUAGAAAAGUUUUGGGCUCUGUCCAUUAGUAUCAAAAUGGUUGACAUUUAGAAAAUGGACCCGUUAUUUAUGGCUGAGGCCAGUGAAAGACUUAGAAAUGAUACAUGUAACAUAGUAAAGCGCAUUGCACUGAAGUGCCUAUGAAUACUUCAGUUGGAGCGAGGAACGAAGGACUCUAGGUGGUCUGAGUUGAACAUGAAACAGCCACUGGAUUAGCAGAAACAUUAAUCCUUGUUUUAAUAAUGAGUUUUUCUAGAACUUCAGAGAGUUCAGGAAUGCCAAAAUGUCCCAGCCAUCAGCGCUGUUUUAAGCCACACAGUGCACUGCUCACCCCUACCCGUGUCACCAUCCAUCCACCUCCUUGGCCAUGAGUUCAGUCUGGCCCGAUUCCUAGCUGGUGAAAUGGGUUUACAAUCAGGUGUGAUCUCUGUGUGGUUCUUCAUUAAGAGUGAGAAAUGUACAAUGCUGUGUGAAAAAACAACUACAUACAAUAAUAAUAAAAAAAUCAUCAAUUAA
Oncorhynchus nerka (sockeye salmon) is the source of this 6909-nucleotide messenger RNA. RefSeq names its product GDNF family receptor alpha-4-like. The record is from RefSeq and is a predicted model, not a curated record. Lineage: Eukaryota; Metazoa; Chordata; Actinopteri; Salmoniformes; Salmonidae. Gene Ontology annotation, cellular component: signaling receptor complex; external side of plasma membrane. The transcript is spliced from 8 exons. Bases 499 to 1860 code for a protein of 453 amino acids. Gene Ontology annotation, biological process: nervous system development. Gene Ontology annotation, molecular function: signaling receptor activity.